AUGCAGGGCUUGAAAUUGGCAUCUCAGUCUUCUCACAGAACGAUUAUCCUUCCUCAUAUUAUUAAAUACUUACCAAGGAACUACAAAGUAGCCUCGACCGAUGCUGAAGUAAAGGUCUAUGGCUUUGAUUUGGACCAUACGUUGAUAAAGCCAAAAUUAGGUGGAAGAUUCAGUAGAACUGCGGAUGAUUGGACGUUCAUGGCGUAUCAAGGAAACAGCAGCACUGAGAAUGGGUGUAAAACAAUCGAUACAAUGACUGACAUAUUGAAGCAAGACCCAAACUCCUUGAUCGUAAUAUUCUCUAAUCAAGGCGGCGUUAUAACGCAUCCUCCAAAUUCUAAAAGUUGCAUAAAAUUCACCUCGAAGAUCAGUCAAGUAUUGGAUGCAAUCGUUGACCUCCAUACGGACAUAGAAAAUCGUAUUUGGAUUUAUGCCUCAACUAAAAAACCAGCAUCCUUAUCAACAGUCAAGAGAAAUAAGAUGGCCACUAAGAAAGUUGUGAAAAAAGGUUCUGGGCUCAAAGAAGUUAAGCAGCAAAUGGCUGUGCUUGAUGAUGACUGCUUUCUGUCGGUUAGAAAACCAAUGCCAGGCUUGUACGAAGAGUUCAAGAAGGAUUUUGGUGCCAGUUUCGAGCUGCAAUACUAUUGUGGCGAUGCAGCAGGAAGACCUCAGGACUUCAGCGACAGUGACAAGUUAUUUGCACAGGCCAUUGGGUGCUGCUUCCGAACCCCAGAAGAAAUAUUUUCUUAA
Messenger RNA from Lachancea dasiensis, 750 nucleotides. Lineage: Eukaryota; Fungi; Ascomycota; Saccharomycetes; Saccharomycetales; Saccharomycetaceae. The record is from the annotation of a GenBank genome assembly.